Aureococcus anophagefferens is the source of this 1059-nucleotide messenger RNA. RefSeq lists its product as hypothetical. The record is from RefSeq and is a predicted model, not a curated record. The transcript has a single exon. Lineage: Eukaryota; Pelagophyceae; Pelagomonadales; Pelagomonadaceae. The coding region runs from base 1 to 1059 and encodes 352 amino acids. Gene Ontology annotation, cellular component: endoplasmic reticulum.
AUGCGUACUCUCUGGCUCGUCCUCGCGAGCCUCGCGCGUGCGCAAGACGAUGAAGAGGGCUGCUGCGCCGGCGACCUGACGCGCGACGCUGUCGAGUCCUGCGGCACCGACCAGCUCACGCGCGGUGCCGCGGCGACCACCAGCACCCGAGCGACACCCGCGGCGCAGCCCGGCGCCUGGGAUAUCGCGCCGUCCGUCCUCAUACAACCCGGCGAGUUCCGCAUGGGCACGGACCGGCCGCGCAUCUUCGUCGACGGCGAGGCCCCCUCUCGCCGCGUCGCGCUCUCGCGCGCGUUCCUCAUGGACGUCUACGAGGCGACGAACGACGACUUCGCGGCGUUCGUGGACGCGACGGGCUACGUGACGGACAGCGAGCGCUUCGGCUGGUCCUUCGUGUUCCACCUGGAGCUGAGCGAGGCGCGGCGCGCGGCCAUCGAUAAAGCGGUCGACGGCGUCGAGUGGUGGCUGCCCGUGAACGGCAGCGACUGGCGGUCGCCGCAGGGCCCCGGGAGCGACGUCUUCGCGGCGAAGCGCGGCGCGCACCCCGUCGUGCAGGUGUCCUGGCACGACGCGGCGGCGUACUGCGCCUGGCGCGGCGGCCGGCUGCCCACGGAGGCCGAGUGGGAGUACGCGGCGAGGGACGGCCGGAGCCAGACCAUGUACCCCUGGGGCAACGAGCUCACGCCGGGGGGGGGCUACCGCGCGAACCUCUGGCAGGGCGACUUCCCGCGGUCGAACACGGCCGACGACGGCUUCUCCUUCGCCGGGCCCGUGGGCUCGUACGCGCCGCAGACGGCGACGGGCAUCCACGACCUCAUCGGCAACGUGUGGGAGUGGGUGUCCGACUGGUGGUACGAGCCGGAGGCGUCGGCCCACGACGCCGUGCUCCGGGACCCGGCGGGGCCGAGCGCGGGCGGCGAGAAGCUCAAGAAGGGCGGCUCGUUCCUCUGCCACAAGUCCUACUGCUUCCGCUACCGGAGCGCCGCGCGCCACAAGAACUCGCCCGACUCGGCGUCGAGCAACAACGGCAUGCGCUGCGUCCGCGACGCGGCCGCGUAA